AUGUUGAGCGCUCGUAACUUUGGCUUAAUUCUUGCCCUCUGCGUUAUUAUUCGGGUAUUACCUGACCUAACUUUUGAAUAUAAGGAUACUAUCUGUCCGUAUUCGCAUGUAGAACGCAGAUUCAAGGCUUCAGACGCGUUCUUUCUAGAAAAGCAUGUGGUCAAUGCUCCUUUCAUACGUCGUUCUCGAGCAAGCCGAUAUUUCGCUGGUAGAGUUCAGUACAGCACGAACGGCGCGAGUACCUUCCAAAUACAACGGGACCUACUCGUCUGCGGCGAUAUAUCGUCGACCCUGGCCCUGCGAAAGGCAAAGGUAAGCCCAAGUUUCCAUGCCGCGAGUGUAGUAAGCCAGUGA
Porites lobata is the source of this 354-nucleotide messenger RNA. Lineage: Eukaryota; Metazoa; Cnidaria; Anthozoa; Scleractinia; Poritidae. The record is from the annotation of a GenBank genome assembly.